UGAUCUUCUGUCUAUCUCUCUUCUGAAUGCCGUUAAGACGUAUCUUUUUGAUUUUUUCGGUUAUAGUAACCCAUGUCGGCGGUUUCUUCUUCAUGGUUGAGUGCUAAGGCUAACCGUAUGGAUUCUGGGUCCAUAUAACUCCCGGGCUCUCAGUUCAAGGAAGUACCUAUAAGUUACGGAGCCGUCAAAGAAAAAAAAAUCUUCUCAAAGUCAUACUUAAAGCUAAAAGCUAUGGAUGAUAUUUUUGCCCACAUUGGUCUGGCAGCUGCUGUCAUUACUCUCGUGCUGCUGCUCCUUAACAUUAUUCAUCUGCAGAAUAUUAUUUCAUCUCGAAACGAGCUUCACCCCACACAGCUUCGAUACAUACAUAUUUCUUUCAUUGCAUCAACCUCACUUGGUGUUUCUAUUUUGAUGGCCCUGUCAAUUCGUACCGAGAGAAACUGGCUAUUCAAAUAUGGCGUUUCCCUGGCGAUUUACGCAAGUCUCAUUAAUGAGGUGCGUUGACUUAAGGAUACCUAAGUGCAAAGCUCAUAAACUAAAUAAGCGGCUUUUAUGGGUCCGACAAUGGGAUAGGAGGACGCCGCUAAAGGUCUUGAUGUUGGCCGCUUAUUUCUCCGCCUUGACGCUUGCUAGUAUCUACUUGAGUGCUGGGUUGAACAUAGAUAUCGCAGCAUUCGUUGUUAUCGUGCUUAACCGCUCCUGGUCUUCCGCAGAAUGCUUCUUUGACUUCCAAUACCUGGAGAUGGACACGCCUUUGCUCUAUCCCAGUAAUACUCCAGUUGAAGACAAUAGAAUCAGGAAAGGAUGGGAUGUGGCAACGAUUUUAGUCCAUUCCGUUUCUGCGGAGGGGAUGCUAGGGUUCUGCAUUUACAAGCAGCUGCAGUUACCAACGUCUGGGCCAGAAUUUUCGUUACUCAUAUUGUACUUUAUAUGUCUUCCUGGGGAAGUAAUGUCAUUAUGCUGCUGCUUCCAGACCACUAAUCACACUUGUACAUACUUCUUACAUAGACUUCGGUACCAUAGGGGCAUCGGUCGUGUGGAGAGUCUGGAAAUGACUUCAUGAUAAGCGAAACGGGAUAUCUGAAUAAUUUAAAAGUCCG
Messenger RNA from Daldinia caldariorum, 1100 nucleotides. RefSeq lists its product as uncharacterized. The transcript has a single exon. Lineage: Eukaryota; Fungi; Ascomycota; Sordariomycetes; Xylariales; Hypoxylaceae. The record is from RefSeq and is a predicted model, not a curated record. Bases 455 to 1063 code for a protein of 202 amino acids.